Monopterus albus (swamp eel) is the source of this 574-nucleotide messenger RNA. It is a transcript of the gene gng5, whose product is annotated as guanine nucleotide binding protein (G protein), gamma 5. Lineage: Eukaryota; Metazoa; Chordata; Actinopteri; Synbranchiformes; Synbranchidae. The transcript is spliced from 3 exons. Gene Ontology annotation, molecular function: G-protein beta-subunit binding. Gene Ontology annotation, cellular component: heterotrimeric G-protein complex. Gene Ontology annotation, biological process: G protein-coupled receptor signaling pathway. The record is from RefSeq and is a predicted model, not a curated record. Bases 96 to 302 code for a protein of 68 amino acids.
ACCCGGAUGUCAUCUUCUUCGCUUUUGUUUCGGCAUUCAGCUCAGUAGCCCACCCAUCGAUUGGUGUUUGUUUCCCCCACAAAAACAAAUCCACAAUGUCGGGUUCGUCAAAUCUUGCAGCUAUGAAAAAAAUCGUACAGCAGCUCCGUUUUGAAGCGAGCAUAAACAGAUUAAAGGUCUCCCAGGCAGCUGCAGACCUUCAACAAUUUUGCAUACAGAAUGCUGUGCAGGACCCUCUGCUUACUGGUGUGUCCUCCAGUACAAACCCCUUCAGGCCACAGAAGGUCUGCUCCUUCUUGUGAAACCACUGUAUUCACGGUCUUCAGUUUGAUUCUACAGGGAAAAGUUGACCUCUACACUGCUCCUCAUGCCAAACCAUUGUACUGCCACAGGAUCUCUUGAGUAUACAACACAUUGUCAGGAAGAUAACCUUCUAUUUUCGGUCACAGUAGAAAAAACGAAGCACACAGUGUGAUUUUUGAGUAAAUUAUUGUGCCUUUUCUAUCAUUCUAUUUUAGCCAUCACUGUUCUGGACUUUUUUUGUAUUUAAUGAAUUAAAAAACAUUCUUUACUA